Sorghum bicolor (sorghum) is the source of this 966-nucleotide messenger RNA. Its product is annotated as myb-related protein 308. The record is from RefSeq and is a predicted model, not a curated record. The coding region runs from base 1 to 966 and encodes 321 amino acids. NCBI's taxonomy places the organism in Eukaryota, Viridiplantae, Streptophyta, Magnoliopsida, Poales, Poaceae. The transcript is spliced from 3 exons.
AUGAAGCCCGGCGGCGGCGGUGGUCGUGAGUUAUCGGCGUGGGUGAGGAAGGGCCCGUGGACGGCGGAGGAGGACGAGGUGCUGCGGCGGCACGUCCUGGAGAACGGGCCCCGGGAGUGGAGCUCCAUUCGAUCCAAAGGCCUCCUCCCGCGCACCGGCAAGUCCUGCCGCCUCCGCUGGGUCAACAAGCUCCGCCCGGACAUCAAGAAGGGCUGCAAGUUCUCGGCGGAGGAGGAGCGCGUGGUGAUCGACCUGCAGGCGCAGUUCGGCAACAAGUGGGCUAGGAUCGCCACGUACCUGUCCGGCCGCACGGACAACGACGUCAAGAACUUCUGGAGCACGCGGCAGAAGCGCCUGGCGAGGCUCCUGCGUGCGCCGGCGCCACGCCGGAGGCCCCGCGGCAGCGGCAGGCAGAGCUGCGGCGGCGCUUCGUUCUCUUACGCCCGUGCCUCGCCCGCUCAGAAGGUGACUGUGACUACUCACUACUGCCUGCACUGCACUUUGCAGCUUCUCUGUCAGAGCCCGUGCCAGGACAUGAUCCCCUUCGUGGAGACGAAGCCGCAACUGCUCCACACCGGCGGUCAAAGCAGCAGCAGGCAGGAGGACCAGGAGCCAGGCCCACGCACGGUGAAGGCUCUCGCCAUCGCGCUGCCCACGCACUACGACAGCGCAUCGGAGUUCGGUUCGUCCGGUGCCACCCCGACGGCGGCCACUCGUCUGCUCUCGUUCGGCGACGACGCCAGGAGCCCGGCCUCCGGCGUGGACCCGCUGGUGUUCGUCGACCCCGACGACGACGAGGCCUUCUGCCCGGAGCCGCUGGCGGUGGUGCCGCCGAGCCCGUUCUUCGGCAUGGACGAGGAGGAGUACGUGCACUUCGGGGCGUCGAUGCACCAGGGCGUGCGCUUCGACGACCUCACGCCGGAGACGCUCGACUUCUUCGGCCUCCCUCCGUCCGCCCAGCCGUAG